This is a messenger RNA of Thlaspi arvense, 663 nucleotides long. The record is from the annotation of a GenBank genome assembly. Lineage: Eukaryota; Viridiplantae; Streptophyta; Magnoliopsida; Brassicales; Brassicaceae.
AUGCUGAACAUAUUAUGGAUGAAAUUUUCUUAUGCUUGUAUUGCAACAACUUGUAAACAUGAUGAGAAUAUUAUAAUUUUACUUUUGAAAACAAUUGGUAGAAGAGUAACAACAUAUGACAUUGUUGAGCUUUUUAACGUAGAUGAUAUGAUGCUUCUUGAGAUGGUUAGAAGACAGCUGAGAAUUUAUCUGGUGCCAAAGCAUACACUAGAUUUUGUUAUGACUGGAUCACUUGCCGUUCUUGUUAAGCUUUCAGAAACUACCGACCUCUUUCUCACGAAUCUAUUACAUACUUUGAUUCUGAAACUUGGAUUCGCAACUGACACUUUCACUGCGAAUCUCCUCAUAAAUAAGUAUGUCAAACUCAGAGAAAUCAACACUGCACGCAAGGUGUUCGAUGAAAUGUGCGAACCAAAUGUCGUUUCCUGGACUUCGGUUAUUUCUGGAUACAACGACACGAGUCAACCACAAACUGCUCUUUCUAUGUUUCAGGAGAUGCACAAAGCCAGAUCCGUGUCUCCCAACGAGUUCACGUUCGCUAGCGUCUUUAAAGCCUGCUCGGCUUUGGCAGAAUCAAGAAUCGGGAAAAACAUCCAUGCCCGUCUUGAGGUUUCCGGGCUCAGAAGCAACACCGUGAUGAGUUCCUCUCUUCUUGACAUGUAC